AUGUUGGUGCCGCCGUGGGCCGUCGGCGUCGUCCUUUUUUGCGGAAUCGGCCUUGCGGGUAUUGGGCAAGGUUUGUGGAAGAAGUUAAAAGAAUAUUGGAGAUUAUCAUAGUUUUAUUCAGUUUUGAAAUUUUUAAAAGGGAAAACAAUUUUCAAAGUUUAGUUCAAAAUUUAUUCUUCUAUUGAUUGGGUUCGUAAUAUUAUUAAAGUUUUUUAUUGGUUUCUUUUCGGUUGAGGGUCGCUCAAACCGGCUUGAUAAUUGUCUUUUUUUCUCAAAAAAAUUUUCCAUAACGCUCAUUGAUGUACCGGAAAAAGAUUCUGAAAGUCUCAACCUACUAAUAAAUUUCUAGUUUAGGAGAAUAAUAAGGGCUCAAAGCCCUUAAUUAAUUACUUUAAAGAAUUUUUCAAGGAAUUUCAUUUAGUUUGGCAUUCCUGAUUUCUCUAAAAAUACCAAGUUGGGCAGGUUGAGACUGUCAGGAUCUUCAUCUGUUUCGUCAAGGAUCUUCAUCUCCUGGCCAGUUUUCACCAACCGUAAAGUAAAAUGACUUUUCUUGUCAUUUUCCUAAAUUUGAUCUUUCGCCAAAAUGUUGAGCAGAAAGAGAGAUCUUUUUAUGCACGCUCGAAUGAGAUCGUCUUUGGUGGCUGUUCUCGAGUUCUGUAAUAUUUAUUUAAUUUUUUCAAAAUGGCAAAGCUGUUGAUUGGCUUCUAAUUUACAUGGAAUCAAGAAGUUUCUAGAGAAAAAGUUUUUGUCGGAAGGAUUUUGAUCAUUUCAGACCAAUUUUUUCCCAUUUUUAAAUUCAUAUUUUGAAGUUUACGCCUCUGACGAUGAGGAACGGCUCAUGGUGGACGUGUUCCGCGGCUACAACUCUCUUAUUCAAGUGAGUUUCCUCCAAGUUUCCAAAGAUCCAUCGAGAUUAACUCUGAAGCCCGUUCGCAACUCGUCGGAAACUCCGCUUAUCGUCAAGAUCGCCCUGCAACUCGUUCUUUUGAUCAAUGUGGUUUGUUCCUAGCUUUUUGUGUGUUUUUUGAAAGUUUUAUUUGAGGAUGAAAAGGAUCAAGUGAUGCACACGAAUGUUUGGUUGACAUUGGUGGGUUGAAAAAAGGGGGGUAUGAAAACAAGAUUAGCGAAAUUUGCGUUGGCGAACUUAUCGAAGACCGCGAAAUCGCGGGCGGUGUAUGCCACCGUGUAUGCAUACUGUUUGCGCAAAAAUCAAUAAACACCUUUCCGACGGAACUUUUUCCGACUUUUUUUUGCCUCUUUUUUCAAAUUUUUGGAUUUCGUCACUCAUUUUUUUUUGGUUUUUUCUGUUAUUUCAUCUUUUCCAUCGCAUUAUGAUCCUCUGGUACGCAUUGUUCCUAUUUUUCUCGAUAAAAAUAUAUUUAUCCGAUAGGAAACGAUGUCAAUGAAAAAAAAAAGAUUUGGAAACAACAAAUUUAUGGACAAUGGUGAAAUAAAAUGAAAUAAAACAAGAAAUUGGGAAAAUAAGAAAUGACACGAGAAGAAUGUGAAAGAUAUAGGAAAUUUUUUUGAUGUUGCCCGAAACGAAAAACAAUAACUUACAGAUUUGUAGGAAUCAGCGUCACUCAAGUAAUCAAGCAUGUCAUCCAAUGUUUCUCUCAUAGCUCUUUCUUCUUCACUCAUUCUGUAAUUGAAACGCAGAAAAAAACUGUUAUAAACAAUGUUCCAACAGCCAUCACGACGAAAAAUUAUUCCAAAAAAAUAUUUUUUUGCUUCAAACAAAAAAAUUGAGGUCUUUUUUUCCGAUACAAGGAUCAUAAUGCGAUGGAAAAGAUGAAAUAACAGAAAAAAACCAAAAAAAUGAGUGACGAAAUCCAAAAAAAUUUGAAAAAAAGGCAAAAAAAGUCGGAAAAAAAGUUCCGUCGGAAAGGUGUUUAUUGAUUUUUGCGCAAACAGUAUGCAUACACGGUGGCAUACACCGCCCGCGAUUUUGCGGUCUUCGAUAAGUUUGCCAACGCAAAUUUCGCUAAUCUUGUUUUCAUACCCCCGAAAAAAAGAAUUUCAAAUAAUAUUUUUCCAAGGAUUUCCUAAUGUUCAUACGGUAGAAUGGUGGAAACUAGCUAGUAAGUAUUUUAAAAUCCGAUUUCAACUGAAAAUAUUUUUUCUUGUAAUCUAUUUAUGGCGUCUUAAAGACCUCAAAAAUAUCCUUUUUCUUCAUUAAAAUGAUAGAGAACGAACUUUAGGUUAAAUAAUAAUCGACAAAAAUUCAAAAAAAAAACAACUCUACAGCGCGUCAGACUCUAAACCCCUUUAGGGUCCACUUAAAUGUUACCCCUUUAGGAGACACUUUUUUGCCCUUCACACCUAUAGGGACUACUCUGGCGUACCUAAGAAGUUUCAAUUGAUUCUCAUGCUUUUCUAUAACCUGCGCGAUUUAGAGAGUAACUGAAGUUUGAGAACUUGAAGAAAAAUUUGAAAACUUCUCAGAAGUCAAAUUUUUCGAACCUCAACCAAAAAGUUCAGAAAUGGCACGAUUUCCAAAUGAAGUGGAAUCCUGUCAAUUACGGCGAAAUCAAGCAGAUUCGAGUAUCGCCCGACAAAGUCUGGCUGCCGGAUAUUGUCCUUUUCAAUAAGUCCUCAUUGCCUAUGCCCUGGAAAAUAAGACAAAUUUACUUCUAGCGCCGACGGAAACUAUGAAGUUUCGUUCAUGUGCAACGUGGUGAUCAACCACUUGGGCGAGAUGCUCUGGGUCCCGCCCGCCAUCUACAAGAGCAGCUGUAUCAUCGACGUCGAGUUUUUUCCGUUCGACGAGCAAGUCUGCACCCUCGUCUUCGGCUCUUGGACCGUCCGUUUUUUCUAAUCUUUUUUUUCCAAAAUCAUUACUUACUUACUUCACAAGUUAAGUUGUUUCAAAGUUUUUAAUUGAGAUUCCAGUUGUCUGGUCGAAAUCGAACAAAGUUCUUAUUUUUUCUAGAAAAAUUAUUAUAAAGAUCGUCGCUAAGAUGCUUUCAAAAAAGUUUCUUUUGAGCUUUCACUGCCCUUAAAAACGGAAAAUUUUAAACUCUUUGGAAGAAUUAAAAAUUAUGUGUUAUAGCUAGGGUCCGCAAGCCAUUUCUUCAGAACGAUUCAAAAAAUAUGUUUUUCACAUUGUUCGAUAGAGGAGACUGUCCAUUUUCAUAAUCCGUUUAGUUUUUGAAAAAAAGUUCACUAAGAAAAAAGUUAUGGCCAAAAAACUAGCGCGCUCGGCGUUCAACUGGAGGCGAAAUCUCACGGUUUACCCGCUGCCGCACGCUUUCUUUUUAAAUGUUUUUACGCGUUUCUGGACCGUUUUUAAAGCGGUUUUCUGUUCUGAGAGGUUGUCAGAUCUGAGCUCAACGUUUUGGUAUGAAUCUUUCGUACAAUCCUCAUAAGAAUUUUUGAUAAAAUAUCAAUAAACUACUUAGAAAAAAGGUCAGAAGGAAUUUUCAGCUUAUUUUUCUUUUUUCUAAUCAGAAAAAUUAUUAUCAUUCGAUUUGGAAAAAAGAAAAAAUGAAAAAUGAUGUUAUUUCGAAAUAAAACAGGAAAAAGUGCAAUUUGACUCCGAAAAACGGCUCCUGCAACAUUUAAAAGUGCGUAUCGGUGUGUUUGACGCAAACACAGUUACGAACGCUUGCACGAAUUCUUCCAAAAUUUCAAAAAAAGUUGUCAUUUUUUCGAGGUUUUCAAAGCCGUUAUUUUUUUCGCGUCGUUAGAUUUUUUUCAUAAUUUUUUCAUUGAUAGAGUUUUGAACGCUUAAUAACCUGAUCAAAAGUAUAAACGCGAUCCUAUUCUCUCAUGCGUCAACGAGGCAGACGAAAAAAGGAGGUUUUGGUAAAAUUCAAAUAUAAUUUAAUUCGCUGUCCCAAUAAUUAUUUUCAUUCUGAAUUUUUAUUUUUGAACACAUUGUGAGCUUUUUAAUCAAAUAAAAAGUAUACCAUGUCGCUGAAAUUUUUUCGCAUUUCAGCUUCAAAGUUUGGUGUCACUUUACAAGCUUUAAUAUUUUUUUCGCGUCGUUAGAUUUUUUAAAAUUUUUAUUCAAAAAAAUAAAGGAAGUGUUAAUAUAUAAUAUACUCAAAAUUUAGAAGCGUUCCUCACUUGGUUUUCUGAAACGCGAUGAUUUUUAUGAAACUUGUCAGUUUUUUUCGUGUGAAAUCUUACUUUUUUUCGCUUAUUUUUUUGAAAAAAAUACAUAGUUUUAAAAAAAUAUUCAGUCUUGUAGAGCGUUGUCGAUUACAUAGAUUAAGAGAAACAGUUAAUUUUUAAAGUGGGACUUUAGCUAGUAUAAACGCCUCAAAACCGUUUUUGCAACAAAAAAAUCGUCAUUUUGGUGGCGUGAAGGGGCGGGGCUUUGCGCCCCCUAGUUAUAGCAAAAAGUCAGCCAGGAAAGUUCAGCUUUGAAUUUUCGCAAUUAUUAGGCUUCAAUCAUCAGUGAGAUAAUGGAAUUAUUCUUAAUGCAAAGCGUUUUUCUAAUAUUACUCUCAGUUGACAUAUCUUUCAGUACAACGAGAAUGAGAUCAAGCUGGAGUUCGAACAGGCCGAAUGGGUCGACUUGUCUGAAUACUCGGCCAGUUCCAUUUGGGACGUCAUCGAUGCUCCAGCUUCUCUCGUCAACAAAAGAAGCAGAAUCGAGUUUCAAGUCAGAAUCAGGUUUGAGAAGCCCGAUUCAUGAAAUUUUUAAUUUAUUUUUCCAGAAGAAAGACCUUGUUCUACACUGUUGUCUUGAUCAUUCCGACGGUUUUGAUGGCUUUCCUCAGUAUGGCCGUGUUCUUUUUGCCCACUGAUUCUGGUAGAAAAUCUUGCUUUAUAGUGACUUCAUUCAAUUUUCAGGAGAAAAGAUCACGUUGACCAUUUCGGUCCUUCUUUCCAUUGUCGUUUUCUUGCUCCUUGUUUCGAAAAUCCUGCCGCCGACGUCGAGCACGAUCCCUCUGAUGGCCAAGUUCGUUGUUUUCUUUUGCCUCUUCAGAAAUCCUCGCUGAGGUGUUCAAAUACGCAGUGACAAGUGUCACAAAGGUCUCCAGACGAAAUGCCUUUUUUUGGCUCUCAUUAUGAAAUUUAAGGUUUUUGAAUUUUUGAGCGCGUGUAAAUAAAUGUGUGUCGCUACCUUUUCUCGCAGAUUUCCUUCUCAGUUUCUGAGACCAGAUUUGGAAUCAGCGGGAAAAACUAAACCUAGUGAACCUGGUCUCAUUUAGAAUCGAUCCGGAAACUUCCUGGUUAGGUGUAAAAUUCUCUUUUAUUCCAAUACAACUUUUCCUGAUUUUUGAGAAUUUUUCUUGCUCACAAAUCAUUCAAAUCAAAAAAAUGCAGUUUCUCACAGAUACAGGAAAAUUAAAAAAUUAUGAAAUUUUUUGUACUGACAAUUGGACUCGUCUGGACACGUUCUUCAAAAAAAAAAUCGAGCAUUUUCUGUUCCAGAGCACUCCUAUAGUUUAUACUGAAAAGUUUAUACAUUUAAAAAUUGUAAAAAAAAUAAUCUCUGGUCGUCUUUCGAAUGAAACUCCACUAGAUGUAUUUUAUCACAUUGUUGUUCGAGUUUUCUUUUUCAUAACGAGUCUCUCUGACGCAAAGUUGAGUCCAAAAAAUAUGAAUAAAUCGAAAAAGGUGAAUUUAAUUUGAUUAAAUGGACACUUUAUUGAAUUCAAAAAACGUUCAGGUAUCUCUUGCUGACGUUUGUCUUGAACGUGAUCACAAUCUUGGUCACGGUCGUCAUUAUUAAUGUCUAUUUCCGAGGUCCCACAACCCAUCGAAUGCCUCACUGGGUUCGCAUCAUAUUUCUUGAAGUUUGUAUUUGGGUUUCAAUUUAUAUAUUUAUUCAUUCAGUUUCUUCCCAAGUUGAUGUGCAUGCAGAGGCCGAAGUCGGCGACGAGGCGAAAUGCGGUAAAUUUUAUGAAAAGUCAAUUUGGAUUGAAAAAACACGGUUUCAUGCCAGCUUCUUUCAUACUCAAGAAGGUGCUCAAUGGAGUGAAGAUGAAAAAAGAGAGCGCAGAUGUCAAAUGAAGCAAUAUAUUUGAAGAGAAAGAGAUAAAGAAAAAUAAGUUUCUGAUUUAAACUAGGCAUUCUGCCACAGCAUAUGAGCCAUUUUGCAGGCUCGCCGAGGAAUGGCCCAACUGCCGGGCGUCGGGCAGUUCGCCCUGAAUCCCGCCGCCCACCAUCCUUUCUGCCCGAGCGCCGACGAAAGAAACACAAACCACCGCGCGAUGGCCAACCACAACGACAUCGACAAGGACGCGACGACGUCCGCCUACUAUCCCCUGUCUCCGGACGCCCUCAGAGCCAUCGACGCCAUCGAGUACAUCACCGACCAUCUCAAGCAGGAUGAGCAGCAUAAAAUGGUGCAUACUCAUUAGAAAACUUGAUCUUUUUUGAGCACAAUGCCGAGCGCUUAAUCAAGCUAGAAUGAAAUUCAGAACACCUUCCUAAUUGAUUAUUGAACAGAGAGUAAUAUAUAAAUAUCUGAAGUGGAUUUUUGGUUCGAGGAUUUCGCUAUCUAUUCAGCAGUUAGUGCACUACUAUAGUGAAGUCGAAGUUCUGAGAAUUAAAAAUUAAUUUUUUUCACAAUCUUUCGCUUCUUAUUGUAGACUGAAAACCCAAGUAUUGCAAAAAAAGAAAAAAAUAGUUUACAUUAUUUAUUUUUUCGAAGCUGUCGGUUAUUUUUGAAUACUCCAGUUGUUAAGAAAACCCGGAUCCGUGUAGUUCAAAGCUUACCAGGUAGCUCCGCAGCUAAUUUUCGGCCCUUGGGCGUGGCUAGCCAAUUUUAGAACUCAUAAUGCCUUAAAGUCCCAAUUUUUUAUUUGUUUAUGAUGAAGAUCAGCCGAAGAAACCUUUUUAGCGUCAUAUUUUCGAAAUGAUAGUUUCCAGUUAUCGAAAAAUGCCUCGAUUAUUUCAUCUUUUCUAGUUCCGGGAUGAUUGGAAGUACGUGGCGAUGAUCAUCGACCGUCUUUUGCUCUACGUUUUCUUCGGAAUAACUGUCGGUGGAACGUGCGGAAUCCUGUUCUCGGCGCCUUACGUUUUCCAAGGUAUCUUCCAGGAUCUUUUUGAAUUAUUGAUGCAGGCAAUUUCGAAAAAAAAUGUCAUAUCAGGCAUAGAGCAGCAACAAGUUCUGAGUCACCUCGUUGAGCAGUACAAAACCAAGGGAAAUCGACAGUAA
Messenger RNA from Caenorhabditis auriculariae, 7120 nucleotides. NCBI's taxonomy places the organism in Eukaryota, Metazoa, Nematoda, Chromadorea, Rhabditida, Rhabditidae. The record is from the annotation of a GenBank genome assembly.